Molecule: messenger RNA, 897 nt
Organism: Misgurnus anguillicaudatus (oriental weatherfish)
Lineage: Eukaryota; Metazoa; Chordata; Actinopteri; Cypriniformes; Cobitidae
Gene: nedd8l
Product: NEDD8 ubiquitin like modifier, like
Molecular function (GO): protein binding
Source: RefSeq, a predicted model, not a curated record
CCAGCACACACGAGCACCCGGACAAAUGAUUCUGAUGUACAGGAAGUUGAGUCGCAUUUUCUCUUGUAGAAGCUUGUCGCAUAUUUUCAUCGUUAAAAUAUUAUUUGUUUGACCUUUUACUUAUUUCAUUUGUAUGAGUUAAAAUACAGUUCCCAAUAUGUUGAUUAAAGUUAAGACCCUCACAGGCAAAGAAAUAGAAAUUGACAUCGAGCCUACAGACAAGGUGGAGAGAAUUAAAGAGAGGGUGGAGGAAAAGGAGGGCAUCCCACCACAACAGCAAAGACUGAUUUACAGUGGAAAACAAAUGAAUGAUGAGAAAACAGCUGCAGACUAUAAGAUACAGGGAGGAUCUGUUCUGCAUUUAGUUCUGGCUCUCCGAGGAGGAGAAGAUCUUCAUUGUCCCAGCGGUCAUCCCGUGUCUUUCGUGUAGGCUUGUACAUUUGAGAGGUUUUUCUUGUUAUGUCUAUAAGAACAGAUUUGCCAAAAUGCCAGUGAACAUUUGGCCAUGUUUAAAUCAGGGGUGGGCAUUCUUGGUCCAAGACCGCCACUGUCCUACAAGUUUAGCUUCAACCCGAAUCAAAUACACCAUUUCCACAUAAUCCUGUCAGGUGUGUUUGAUUAGGUUUGGAGCUAAAUUUGGCAGAACAGUGGCCAUCCAGGAUCACGAAUGCCCACCACGGUCUAAUUGUUAUUAGUGUUGCAUAGGAUCCUUGUUUAAGUGGGCUUAAUGCAGAUGCAUUCUGAACACUGUUUACAACCUGAAUGUGAAUUUGGGUUAAAUAUGUUUGAAGUUUAUCUCCAUGUUUUUCCAUGGCGUACAGUUGCAGUAUUUGACAGUCUCGCACUGGGAGAGAAGUUUUAUUUCUGUUUCAGUGUAAAGCCUGCUUUCUUUGAAAC